Molecule: messenger RNA, 567 nt
Organism: Cannabis sativa
Lineage: Eukaryota; Viridiplantae; Streptophyta; Magnoliopsida; Rosales; Cannabaceae
Exons: 2
Coding region: 1-567 (188 amino acids)
Source: RefSeq, a predicted model, not a curated record
AUGACUCAAUCUAAAACUUUUCAUCCAGCUCUUGCUCUCUCCAACAUUAGGAAUCAUAUUCAUAUUAUUCUCGAGAUGGAAAACGUGCAAUACUCAACAUGGGCGGAGUUGUUCAAGGUUCAUGCACGUUCAAACAAGGUUCUCCAUCACAUAGACAAAGAGAAGGCCACGGUUGAGGAGGACGAUGUUGACAUGUGGGCUACUCUUGAUGCCACACUCUUGUCGUGGAUUUACGCCACGAUAUCUAUUGAUCUUUUACACACCAUCCUUGAACCCGAUGCUACGGCAAUGGCUCCAGUAUCUGAGAGUCGUUUGGUCCUUCAACUUGUCUCUGGUCUCUCUGCUCCGUACCGUGGUGUGGGUACAAAGAUCCGACAAAGUGAUCCCCUCCCUUCUUUUUAUCAAGCCCGGUCCAUGCUUACUCUUGAGGAAUCGGGCUUAGCUAAGGAGGCAACUAUGGAGUCUAAUUCUGCCAUGGUCAUUACUCCGAAUGAGGAUGAUGGCUCCUCUUUUGUUCCUUCUCAUUCGGGACAGGGGAGAGUGCCACAAAAUUCUGGCCGAAAAUAG